Messenger RNA from Recurvomyces mirabilis, 678 nucleotides. RefSeq lists its product as uncharacterized. The record is from RefSeq and is a predicted model, not a curated record. The transcript is spliced from 2 exons. Gene Ontology annotation, molecular function: oxidoreductase activity. Bases 1 to 678 code for a protein of 225 amino acids. Lineage: Eukaryota; Fungi; Ascomycota; Dothideomycetes; Mycosphaerellales; Teratosphaeriaceae.
AUGACGCAGUACAAGAUCGAUAUCGUCUCGGACACGGUAUGCCCUUGGUGCUAUGUCGGCAAGAAUAGGCUGGAUAAAGCGAUCGACGCCCACAAGCAGACGAAUCCGAACGAUACCUUCACAACGACCUGGUAUCCAUUCUAUCUCAAUCCCGAUGCGCCCAAAAGUGUGGACAAACAAGCCUACUAUGAGCGUAAAUUCGGCUCGCAGCGAACUCAUGUCAUGCAAGGUCACCUCCUCAGGUUGGGAAAACAGGUGGGUAUUGACUUUGGCUUCAAGGGUAUGACAGGCAACACCAGGGACAGCCAUCGCCUGAUUCAGCUCGGAAAGACGAAAGGAGAGGAGAUGCAAACCAAAGUCGUAGAACAGCUCUUCAAUGCCUACUUCGAAGUGAACGAGGACAUCACGUCGAAGGAUGUGUUGAUACAGCGAGGUAUCAAGGCUGGUCUGGAUGAGAAGGAGACGAGGGAGUGGAUGGAUAGUGAUAAGGGUGGGCCUCAGGUUGAUCAGGAGGUCAACGAGGCACAGCAUAAAUUCAUUACUGGUGUACCGAACUUCACGAUCAAUGGGAAGUACGAGGUGCAGGGUGCGGAAGAGCCGGCAGCUUUCCUGCAGGUAUUUGGUGAGGUUAAGGACACGGCGGCGUCGACGAAAGUUGGUGGGAGCAAUGUCUGCUAG